UAAUAAUUAAAUGAAAUUAUUAAAAAUAAUUUCAUUACUAUUUUUAACCUAUACCAAGCGUGCUUGGUUAUAAUUAAGAUUUUAGUUAACCAUGAAUACCGCAUUAGUUAACAAUUAUCUAAUAGUUUUAAGCUUAUAAGCUAUUACACCAUUUGUUGACACAAAUAUCACCUUGUCGGUCUCCAUGAACUGUGUCAGCUCAAAAACGGGCGCUAAGUUCCCUGCCUCUCAACAAAUAACCUUCCCUGCUCCUAUAACUUGUAACGGCUACCUAACAAUUGACAAGAGCCUGGAUGAGAAAAUCGAGAUUACUAGCGAUAAAACGGUCUUGUUCAAAGUUAACAAUUUGUCCACGUAUCUAGCUUUUGCUAAUGGUAAUUUAUUCCGGGUCCAAAUGGGUACUGUUAGUGACGGUCCUUGCCAGGGUGAUAGUUUUAGGUGGACCCUGUCAUUCUUGCCGGAUAACCGGGAUGGUUGCACCAGUAGUGAUGGGGUGUCCCGUUGGACUAUGAACUAC
Messenger RNA from Oppiella nova, 517 nucleotides. The record is from the annotation of a GenBank genome assembly. NCBI's taxonomy places the organism in Eukaryota, Metazoa, Arthropoda, Arachnida, Sarcoptiformes, Oppiidae.